AUGAAUAUAAAACCCGGUUUUAUGCGUGAAGGUCAAGGUUUUGAUUGUGGUCUUAAUUGGAAAAGAAUAGAUAUUGAAAGUCAUAUAUAUAUGUUAUUAGCUUUUAUAUUUAUCUAUUUUUUACCAUUAUUUUGUUUAUUAUAUACACAUAUUCGUAUGUUAAUAGCAAUACGUAAACUUGUCUAUCGACGAUAUCCAAUAAUAUCUCAAACUACGAAAACAAUGUCAAUUGAUAUGCGUCAUAGAUUUUUUCAUAUGUUUACCAUUGCUGAAAGUAAUCGUCUUAAACGUCUUCGAAUUGAUCGAAGAUUUGCUCGAGCAACAAUGAUUACUGUAUUCUAUUAUAUAUUAGCUUGGACACCCUAUGCAAUAUGUGGUAUAUUACAAAUCAUUUUUGCUAUGAAAUAUAUUCAUUAUCAACUUCCAUCUAUGCUAUUAACAUUAUCAGCAUUAAUAGCAAAAAUGGCAGUUAUUGGACAAUCAUGUAUUUAUUUCUAUACUAUACAACCAGCAAAUAAACGAUUUUCAUUAACAUCAGCAACUUUAAAAUAA
Adineta steineri is the source of this 552-nucleotide messenger RNA. The record is from the annotation of a GenBank genome assembly. Lineage: Eukaryota; Metazoa; Rotifera; Eurotatoria; Adinetida; Adinetidae.